Pseudogymnoascus destructans is the source of this 792-nucleotide messenger RNA. RefSeq lists its product as uncharacterized. NCBI's taxonomy places the organism in Eukaryota, Fungi, Ascomycota, Leotiomycetes, Thelebolales, Thelebolaceae. The record is from RefSeq and is a predicted model, not a curated record. The transcript has a single exon. Bases 1 to 792 code for a protein of 263 amino acids.
AUGCGCCCUCUAAGCGAGCCAUUACACGGCCGGAUCGACACAGAAGACCCUUUUACGGCUUGUGCGGCCUGUGCUGAAUCUGAGACGACAAAGCCUCUUUCUGCGCGUCAUCGCAAGCAGUCUCCACGCCGGCCAAGAUCCUCACAACAUGGCCAACUCAUUCACGAAGAUUGUGCCUAUUGCAGGCAAGCUACGCCUGAAUUCGAUAAUCCUACCUCGGAGGAGAUGCAGCAGCAGCAGCAAGACGAAGAAGAGAAUAUUAAUAGCUAUGAUGAUGAUGGAUUGCAACAGUCAGACGAAGAUACCGCGAGGGUAGCGCCAAUAACUGAACUGGCCGACGAACUUCCCCCGCCCAGUCCGUCCCUGUACCCAAGCCAAGAACAAGCGACGAGCAAUAGCGACAAUUGCAGCGACGACGAGCCCAGUACCGCCGAAGCUGAGUCAGACGACAGCGACCGGAGGCGAUACCCCACCAAGCGGAAAAGGUCGUUUUUAUCUUACGUUGGCCCAACGCAAGGGAAGCGUCGGCAGCAUCUUCAGCCGAGCUUUACCCAGGAAGGGAGAAAUUGCUCCCAGAAAAGGCCCCGUUGGAAGCCACAUAAUCAUGGUUCGAGAGUUGUCCCAGCCUGUGGCAGUAACAGCCAAUUACCUUCGCCACCUAGUUCUUUCCUAGGCUGCGGCAUCCUCAGCGAAUCAUCCAAACACACUGCCACUGCUCACCGAGGUCACAUUCCGUCUCCACUCCCCGAAUUACUACUCUUUUUCUGCAUUCUUUCGGGACGAUUGUCAUGA